Molecule: messenger RNA, 995 nt
Organism: Lactuca virosa
Lineage: Eukaryota; Viridiplantae; Streptophyta; Magnoliopsida; Asterales; Asteraceae
Source: the annotation of a GenBank genome assembly
UGAAAUCGGACCUCUAUCUCUACGUGGUGGAAACACUAAACCCUAGCCUCCUCGACACAACAUCUGACGUCGUCAAACCUACCCCCUCUAUCGCCUCUCUUCUAGCUCGCUUCAGUUUUCGGUGUACCUCCGGUAUCACCAUCCUCGGUCACUCAAAUGCUCUUCCUCUUAACCUGGAUGAUUGAGGCCCUGCAACUCUACUUUUCUCUACCCUUGUUUCUCUUCUCAAAACCCCAAUCGCACCUGUGUCUAAUGAAGAUCCAAUGAAGAUCCAACUUUUGAAACCCUAUCUAGCCACUUUCAUUGCCACCCCCUCUCUUGCCCCUCUUCUACCUUCUAUUAUGACGAGAAACCCUAACAGUCUCCACAAUCUUAAUCGUCACCACCAACGAAGAGGUGGGGACAAGGAGAAUGCCAAGCCAUCGAUUUCUGAUUCAUCUAUCUCAUUCAUUCCUCAGUCGUUAUCGACAUUUACAUGGGUAUUGGGAAUACUUGUGGUGCUUAUGUUCAUACCUAUUGUUGAGAAGAAACCACUUACAUGGAGAUUGAUACAGAAAAAGAAGGUCAAACAUUUGGAUUAUGAUAGAGAAUCAAAUCAAUUUCAUGGUCACUUGGUGUAUAAGGUCUCACACAGAGAAAUGAAAAGCUUUGGAAAGGAAAUUAACAAUGCUUUGAUGCCAAAGUCUUUGACCAGGCCAGACUGUGAGGAUCGUUGCUAUCCUCCACCCUCUUGGUUAUUCUACCUGGAAACAACACCUUUAACGAUGAUUUCAGUGGGAUUAGAACUCUUGACCUUUGUUUCCAUUUCCCACAUAUAUCAACUAUUGUAUUUGAAGUUCAAGGCUACCAACUACAAUUUUAUGAGGUGGAUAAUGCUUCAUGGGUUUAUGAUGAAGAUGCAUAAGAGGAGAGUAUCUUUAAUGAUUAUGACAAGUAAGACUACAAUAGUUACAAUUGAUGGUAUUGGACAUAUCUGGACUCAAGUAACCUAUUAA